AUGCAGGAGGCCGACCCAGACGACCCCCCGCCUCCACACCUCCCCCUUCACCGCCAGCCAGGCCGUGAGAGGAAGCAUGACUCGCAGCCACCACCACCACCACCACCACCACUACCACCGCCUGAACCACACAAGCCUGCCUACCACCGCGCCGCCUCCACCCACUACACGAGGCGCCGAUUCACAAAUCUCCAAGUCCUCAGUCCUCAACAUCAUGCAGGCAACACCUCCUCCUCUGCACAUAUACGAGAUUGCAAUCCUAGAACAGUAAUUACCUCCGUCAACCUGCAUCAUCUCUCCUGGACUGCGAAGACUGAGACGGUCCAGACGAGUCCCAGAGUGUCCCCAACCUCCAACCUCCCCCCACCGAGACCCGCCCAGAGUAGUCCAGAACCAUCCAGACCCCUCCACCCUGACAGCUCCCUCCCAGACACAGCCGCUAUCGCCACGCCAGCACCUCCUAUCACCCCGUCUGCUGUCACUCCAAUAUAUCGUGGCUCGAGUUAUACUUACAUGGUUUAUUUCCCCGUCACCACGCGCCAGAAUACCACACACAAGGCCACUGUUACCAUAUCCACACAUAGACCCUUACACUGCACUUCCAUGUCAAAAAGAAGUCUUCCACAGGUCAUCCACCCAAUCAGUAUUACCAGAACAUCCACCCACGCACACGCACUGCUGCCAAACUCGCAUACACCCACCUCUGAACUCAGCCGGAACGCCCACACAAUAAAAGCAAACAAGAAACCAGGCCUGUGUGCUGCAGGCGCCACGGGGCAGGGGGAUGAAGGCAAGAAGUAG
This is a messenger RNA of Portunus trituberculatus (swimming crab), 801 nucleotides long. RefSeq names its product MAGE-like protein 2. Lineage: Eukaryota; Metazoa; Arthropoda; Malacostraca; Decapoda; Portunidae. The transcript has 5 exons. Bases 1 to 801 code for a protein of 266 amino acids. The record is from RefSeq and is a predicted model, not a curated record.